GGUUGUUGUUCUGUCUGUUCCUUCUCUUUGUAUUUUCCGCACAAUAAAAAACAAAAGACUUAACUAGGUUCUUGUCUCUCUCAUUGGAUCCUCCAAGAAAAACUGAAGAGAUUGGAUUGAAGAAAUUACUUUUCCUAUCUGCUGUGGAGCAUCAGAGCUAUGCAAUACAAUGUCGCUGAAUGGUAAAGACAUAGACCAAGCAUUUCAGAGUGCAGGAACAAAAGCUGGUUUAGAAAUCUGGUGCGUCGAGAACCUUCAACUGAUUCCUGUCCCAAAGUCUUCACAUGGGAAAUUCUAUUGUGGAAGUGCAUACAUAGUUUUGCAUACAGUUGUGCCAAAAAAUGGGCCUCCUCAGCAUGACAUACACUAUUGGCUUGGAAAUGACUCAAACAAGGUGGACUCGGUUUUGGCAUCGGAUAAAGCACUUGAACUAGAUGAGGCUCUGGGGUCCUGUACUGUGCAAUACAGGGAAGUCCAAGGCCAAGAAACAGAGAAGUUUUUGUCAUACUUCAAACCCUGUAUUAUACCUGUUGAAGGUGUGUAUUCUUCACGGCCAGGGCAGUCAAGCGGAGAAACAUAUCAGAUCAAAUUGUUAACGUGCAAAGGAGACCAUGUAGUUCAUGUUAAAGAAGUGCCUUUUUCUAGGUCAUCACUAAACCACAAUGAUGUGUUCAUACUUGAUACUGCAUCAAAAAUUUUUCUCUUUAGUGGCUGCAACUCUAGCACACAAGAAAGAGCCAAAGCCUUGGAGGUUGUACAAUAUAUCAAAGAUACUAAGCAUGGUGGGAAGUGUGACGUGGCAACUGUAGAGGAUGGAAAGUUUGUUGGUGAUCAUGAAGUGGGUGAGUUCUGGAGUUUAUUUGGUGGUUAUGCUCCCAUUCCGCGGGAAUCACCUUCUUUCUUUCAAGAUCACUCUGACGCACAAUCUGGGAAACUUUUCUGGAUAACUCUUCAGGGUAAACUAUGUCAAUGUGAAACUGAUUCAUUGACUAGAGAAUUGCUCGAGGCAGACAAGUGUUAUAUGUUGGACUGUGAUUCUGAGAUUUUUGUUUGGCUGGGAAGACUUACCUUGGUCACUGAACGGAAGACAUCAGUUUCAGCUGCAGAAGAUUUCCUAAGAAAUCAUGGCAGGUCAGCUGGUACUCAUUUGUCUUUAAUCACUGAAGGGUUAGAAAGUACAAAAUUCCGGUCAUACUUUACUAAUUGGCCUCAAAAGGUUGAGCCAAGGUUGUAUGAAGAAGGCAAAGAAAAAGUAGCAGCAAUAUUUAAGCAGCAUGGUUAUGAGGUGAAAGAGCUUCCUGAAGAAGAGUUGGAGCCACUUAUAGAUUGCAAGGGCACCAUAAAAGUUUGGCGGGUAGAUGGUGAUGAAUGGUCCCUUGUCCCAGUUCCAGAACAGAAAAAGCUUUUCAGUGGGGAUUGCUAUAUUGUGCAAUAUACAUAUCCUAGCAAUGGAAGGGAUGAGAAUCUAUUUUAUGCGUGGCUAGGUCGUGAUAGUGUACCGGAAGAUAGAAGAGAUGUUAUCACCCAUGCGAAUGCCAUUAUUGAUUCAACCAAGGGAGAACCUGUUAUGGCACGAAUUUUACAGGAUAAGGAGGCCAAUCAAUUCUUUUUCAUCUUCCAGACAUUAAUUAUUUACAAGGGAGGUAAAAGUACACGAUACAAGGAAUUUAUUGCAGAAAAAGGCAUUGCAGAUGAGACUUAUGAUGAAAGCAAGGAAGCUCUUUUUCGGAUUCAAGGGACAAGUCCUAAUCAUAUGCAGGCCAUCCAAGUUGAUCAUGUAUCAAGCUCUUUGAACUCAUCUUAUUGUUACAUCCUGCAAACUGGAACAUCUAUCUUCACUUGGAUUGGGAAUCUCUCUUCACCCAGAGACCAUGAUCUUCUUGACACAAUGCUGGAGUUUCUAAAUCCAACAUGGCUACCGGUAUCGGUGAGGGAAGGGAAUGAACCUGAUAUCUUUUGGGAAGCACUGGGUGGAAAGACAGAGUAUCCAAAAGGAAAAGAAAUAAAACUACAUGUAGAAGAUCCACAUUUGUUUUUGUUGAACGUAGCUGGAGGUGAUUUUAAGGUGAAAGAGAUAUACAACUUUACGCAGGAUGAUUUAACUACUGAAGAUGUCUUAGUGCUUGACUGUCACAAUGAGAUAUAUGUCUGGGUUGGAUGUCGCUCAAAAGCCAAAUCGAAGGAACAAGCACUCGCUUUUGCCCUGAAAUUUAUUGAGACAGACAUACUUGCAGAAGAACUAUCUUUGGAAAUGCCUAUAUAUGUUGUCAAUGAAGGGCAUGAACCGUCAUUCUUCACGCGUUUCUUUGUAUGGGAUUCCUCAAAGGCAAAUAUGCAUGGCAACUCAUUUGAGCGUAAGCUGGCUACGUUGAAGGGGAAGCAACAAAGUUUAGAAGCACCUAUAAGACACUCACGGAAAGCAUACUCAAGAGAGACCACACCCGAAGGCUUGAGAAGUGAGUUCGCGAGUCACAUUGGCCGGAUAAGGAGCCCAUCUCCUGCGCCCCGUGUUCCGAGAUCAAGUCGGAAGUCUCCAAUCAAUAACGUCCCUAGUCCACCUCAAACUAUCAGGAACCUCUUUCCUGAGUCCCCUAAUCAUAGUAAUCCUGUUCCUCCAUCUGUAGUGACAAGAUCACUUACAGAGGAUGCGGGUUCCACUGAGGCCAACGGAAAUGAGGCUGGCAGUGAAAUAAACUUGCAAAUACAUCCAUAUGAGAGAUUAACGGUGGUUUCUAGUGACCCGGUAAAAGGCAUAGACGUGACCAAAAAAGAGGCAUAUCUAUCAACUGAAGAGUUUGAAGCCAAGUUCAAAAUGACAAGAGCUGACUUUUACAAGCUUCCUAAGUGGAAACAAAACAAGCUAAAGAUGUCCCUCAAUCUUUUCUAGAUCAAGAUAUCUUGGGAUUCACAUACUUGACUCACAUAUAUGCAAUGCUGAAGUUUUCUACGCAAGCUCUAAUCCACGUUCACGCAAAGAAAACCUCAUUCAAAGUUGAAACUAGAAUGUUUGGCGUACCCAUUUUCUUGUUUCUUUUCAAGAUCAUUCCCAAAGUCCAAAUGAAAACGAGAAUUUUAUUAUAUGGUGAAUGGUGGUAAUGUUUUCAGUCAGGUCGACAAUUCUCCUUGUAUUGUUGUUGCUUUGGCUCGUCACCAAGCUGGUUGGUGAGACGCCAUUUUUGUUUUCUUUUUGGUCCAUUGUUUUUAUAUCUGUUUUGCUUGCAUACAACGAAAUGAAGUGUCGAUUUAAGAGUUAAA
Messenger RNA from Morus notabilis, 3255 nucleotides. Its product is annotated as villin-1. Gene Ontology annotation, biological process: cytoskeleton organization. The record is from RefSeq and is a predicted model, not a curated record. Bases 170 to 2887 code for a protein of 905 amino acids. The transcript has 23 exons. Gene Ontology annotation, molecular function: actin filament binding. Lineage: Eukaryota; Viridiplantae; Streptophyta; Magnoliopsida; Rosales; Moraceae.